UGAAGAAAACUAUUCAGGUAUCGAGGAUAAGCAGGAGAGGAGUGCAAAAGAGGCUGAGUUGGCGCAUAAUGAAGAUGACAAGGGGAUUAAAGACAUUGACCCGACAAAAAACGAAGAUAGUGUAGAACCUCUUGACUCCCAGAUUGUGGUAUACACAGGGGACACAACCUCGCUGGCGGUUGAGGGCAUGCCAAAACGACAGUCUAAACGUCCAAAAAGAUUCACCUUCUCUGGGCCCCGAAAAGAUAAAAGGAGGAAAGGAGAAAAAGGAAAGGAGCAAGAUAUAGGUGAUGAUGUGUGGCAUGCAAUAAUGGGCCUAUUUAGUUUAGAUCCUUCACAAAUGCCAACUGCAGAAAUGCUUCAAAAAACAGCAGAAAUCAUGCAUGAAGGACUAAUUAAAAACCACAAAAAGAGCAAGGAGAAGAAAUACAAGGCAAGAUAUGAUGGCUUAAAGAUCACAUGCGUGAAAGGAGGAUUCGGGGAUGGAAGCAUUGAUAGGAAGUCAUGGUACUGCACGAUUUACUUCUCAGGGAAUUGGUUAGGUGACACGGUAAAUUUAUAUUGUGUAAUUUUUUUUUCAUAUUACGUAUAUUCACGCGUGUAACGCAGUAAUGAAUACUAAAGGGGAAAAUUUUGUUUUGUGAAGCAUGUGGAGAGAGGGAUGUAUUUCUUAAGGAUGAAAGAUGAACAAUACAAGCUCCGUCAGAAAUUCACGACAACAGACCCUAUGUUUAUGACUUUAGUGAAACAGCAUUACGAGAACCACAUUAACAAUGACACGCCAGUGUCAGAAAGUGCUUUAAAUAAGAAUAUAAUGGGUACCAUACUUGGGACACAUUUGGACUACGCACUGCCAUGGGCUGAAUCGGAGCAUGUCUACAUGCCAUUGAAUACUGGUAACUAGGGGUGGACCGGUUCGGGCCCGGUUCGGCCUGGGCCCGGCCGGGCCUCGGUUCAUAAAAAUGAGGCCCGAGCCCGAACCGGUGGUGGGCGGUUCCGGGUCCGGUUCCGGGCCAGACCGGGCCGGGCCACCCGGAUUUUUAAUUUUUUUUUCUUCUUCUCUUAUUUAAC
Messenger RNA from Cuscuta epithymum, 1071 nucleotides. The record is from the annotation of a GenBank genome assembly. NCBI's taxonomy places the organism in Eukaryota, Viridiplantae, Streptophyta, Magnoliopsida, Solanales, Convolvulaceae.